Molecule: messenger RNA, 1029 nt
Organism: Lachancea sp. 'fantastica'
Lineage: Eukaryota; Fungi; Ascomycota; Saccharomycetes; Saccharomycetales; Saccharomycetaceae
Source: the annotation of a GenBank genome assembly
AUGUGCGGCAGAUACGCCCUUGACUGUACAACUGGGCAACUGGACCAACGAUUCCAUGAGUUGGGCUUUGAAUUUGAAAAUGACAGACAGCAGGAUACAACUGGAAUCCAACCUUCCUACAAUGUGGCACCUACCAACACCGCGCCAGUUUACACAAAUUACGGAAAACUGCGGGACAUGAAAUGGGGGCUUAUUCCACACUGGGUAGAGGACAUUUCCAAAUCGCAACCUUACAAGACCUUCAAUGCUCGUUGUGAGAACAUUUCCAGUAGUAAAAUGUGGACAGCGCCUUGCAACUAUAAAAGAUGUGUUGUGCCCGCCAGUGGGUAUUAUGAAUGGCUUACCAAGGGAAAGAAGAAAAUUCCCUACUAUGUAACCCGUAAGGAUCGAGAAAUAAUGUUUCUGGCGGGAAUGUACGACAGGGUAGAGUCCGAGGAUCUGUACACUUUCACAAUCAUCACCGCACCAGCUCCGUCUAACAUGGAAUGGUUACACAGACGGAUGCCCGUGGUCCUGAAUUGGGGUUCAAAAGAAUGGAAUUCGUGGUUGGAUGAGUCCAAGACCCAAUGGAGCCAAAAGGAACUGAAAGAAGUUCUACAAGCCCAAUGCAACGAGGAUGAGCUCGAAUGGUGGCAGGUUAGUUCAGAUGUUGGUAAAGUCUCAAACAACGGAAAGUACCUUGUUGAACCAGCCAAAGCUCCGAUUCGAGACUUGUUCAAAAAGGAGGACAAACUUACCACUUCGCUGGCAAAGCACGAAGAAAGUACCGGAUUUUCUCAUGAGGAGCCUUCGUCUCUUAAGCAUGAGGAUCGGGGAAAGCCAGAUGUCAAAGCUGAGGAGGCCGAAGAAGAAGAGAAGCCAGUUGUUCGCGAACAUGGGCAAGAUGUAGACAAGGGUCUCAACGAACAACUUCCAAAGGUCAAGUCAGAAACCGAGGAUACAAAAGGAAUUGGUGGCCAGAAACGGAAAGCUGGUAAAGGAGAUAUCACGCAAAAACUACGCGCUGCAAAACGUGUGAAGCGCCGCUAG